AUGGAUUAUCUCAAAACUGCGCAUUCUAUUGUCCCUUCCUUCCAUCAUCGUGUUGGGAAACCGCCCAUUCUCCCAGCUGUCGACGCACCCAGAACCCCUGCGAAUGCUUGGGGCUUCCCUCAGCCAGGCAUUCAGUCUCCUACGCCUGCGUUCGCUACUGCUAGUCAUUACUUUGUCGAUGACCCAACUUGGAAUCAUGGCGAGUUCGAUGAUGUCGUUGUCGGAAGUGGCUUGUGUGCAUUGGCAUACAUCGAUACAGCUCUCAAGUUGGAACCUAAAAGGAAGAUUCUUGUACUCGAAAGAGGAGGAUUCUGGCUUCCUGAGCACUUCCAGAAUCUUCCUCUUCCCUUCAAGCUCGUUCUUGGAGGCCCUUCGGAGACCUUUCCCUGGCAGUUGAGUUCCAAAACGUUCAAUAGCGAGCUCAAGUACAUGCAUGGAUCUUGUCCCUUCUUUGGCGGGCGUAGCACUUUCUGGUCUGCUUGGUGCCCUCGCCCAACUCUCGAACUCAUGCGGGGGUUUCCGAACACGAUGCUUGAAACAGCCUCAACGGAGGAAUUUUGGACGGACGCCGAAGAACUCCUUCAUGUCACUCCCACAGACAAGCUUGACGAUCCUGUAUUCGCAAAACUUCAGAAAGAUAUCGAUGAGAGGCUCAUUGCUGGUGUAAAAGCCGGGAAAAUUCAAGACGCCGACUCUGCAGAAUCUGCUAGACUUGCUGUGGGCAUGACUACCUCCCUCUUCAAAACCAUUUUCAACAAAUUCUCCACACCUGGGCCGUUGUUGAAGAUCUACGAACGUCAACGUCAUCUGGCGGACAAGAAGCAAGGCAGCCCUCUUAUGAUUACCACCGACACAGUGGUUGAACGCUUUGAGGUCGAUCCCGAAGAUUCUGAACGUCGUGCAAACAUCCUUCAUACAUCUCGCGGUGCCCUUUGUUUCCCUCAAGGCAAGACGAAUAUCAUUCUCGCAACAGGCGCCAUACCCGCCACUACCAUCUUAAUGAACUCCCUCGGAGAUGAUCUCAGAGAUCGUGCUGGGGCGCGCCUCAGCGGUCACUUCCUCACUCACAUUGCUGCUCGCUUCCCUAUUACCGAGGAGUCUGGUGAAGACGGUUUUAAGGAUCAUCUUGAGAUUGGAGCAACCUAUGUGGCUGGCAAGGACCCCAAAACACAGCACCAAUAUCAUAUCCAGGUUACGGCUAUUCACUCGCCUCAUCCCGAGACGGACGCGGAAGAUGCUGCGAGGUUGUGUCCCGAUUAUGCUGCUGCUGCCACGGAGGCACAGUUGGUGGAUUCCGAGCGUCAUAUCGUCUUAGUGUGCGCGACGUUGGGAGAACUAUCCGAGAAGAACCCGCAUUCUUGGGUAAAGCAAAACCUGAAGAACCCGGAUGUGACUACAAACAUUCGUCUGCAAGUUGAUGUAGCUCAGGAGGACAAGGAGCUCUGGGAUAUCAUGGACAAAGCUACAUAUGAUGCGAUCCAAGUCAUGGCAGAUGAUAGGGCUGCUGAUCUUGAGUACUGGCACGAUUCGUCCGCUAGUUGGAAGAAAGAACGACCAAAAGAAGAGAGUAUUCAUAUCCCAGGCGUAGUUCAUGAAAGUUCGACCCUCUACAUGAGUGACGACCUGGAUGUAGAUAAACAAGCGUCGGUCGGCCCAGGAUAUAACCCCAGAGGUUGCAAUAACGUUUAUGUGACUGGUGGUGCACUGUUCCCUUCCUCUGGAUCAUGGAAUCCCACCCUUACAAUGUGCGGAUAUGCACAAGACUUGGCCAAGAGAUUGGUCGGAAUCCCUAAACAGUCUUCAAGGAAAUAACGAUUGCGAUGUUGGUAUGGAUUUGUAUGAAUUCUGUUGGUUACUGCGCUCUAUGCACAACCCUCAAAAUUUGUAA
Molecule: messenger RNA, 1888 nt
Organism: Desarmillaria tabescens
Lineage: Eukaryota; Fungi; Basidiomycota; Agaricomycetes; Agaricales; Physalacriaceae
Exons: 8
Coding region: 1-1812 (603 amino acids)
Molecular function (GO): oxidoreductase activity, acting on CH-OH group of donors
Source: RefSeq, a predicted model, not a curated record